AUGAAAUCCUUCGUAGCCAUCCUCGCCUUCGUGGCCCUCGCCGCCGCCGAUGUUUCCCACAUCAUCCACCCAGACGUCGACGCCCAGAUCGUCAGACAUGAUGCCGAUGUCUUCCCCGACCAGUUCCAAUACGCUUACGAAACCAGCAACGGUAUCAAGGGACAAGAAUCCGGAGUAUUGAAGAACGCUGGCCGCGAGGAGCAAGCUCUCGAAGUCCAGGGAUCCAGCUCUUACACCGGCCCAGACGGUCAAGUCUACUCUGUCCAAUACAUCGCCAAUGAGAACGGAUACCAACCCCAGGGUGCUCACCUCCCCACCCCCGUCCCAGUCCCAGAAUACAUCGUCAAGGCCCUCGCGUACAUCGCUGCUCACCCACCAAGGGUAGUCGAGAGCCGCGCUUAA
Leptosia nina is the source of this 402-nucleotide messenger RNA. Lineage: Eukaryota; Metazoa; Arthropoda; Insecta; Lepidoptera; Pieridae. The record is from the annotation of a GenBank genome assembly.